AUGAGUGGAUUGGCGGUCUUCAAGGUCGGUCUGCCGACGGGUUACGUGACGCUAAAUGAUGAGCUACGCAUGUACGUGCAAAGUGGCCAAGUGCCGAAUCUGCGCUACGCUCGCUGGAGGCCUAAAGUGAUUCACUUCUUCUUUGAUUCGGUAUGGCUACACGACCCAACAGCUCUUUUAUGA
Messenger RNA from Protopolystoma xenopodis, 183 nucleotides. The record is from the annotation of a GenBank genome assembly. Lineage: Eukaryota; Metazoa; Platyhelminthes; Monogenea; Polystomatidea; Polystomatidae.